AUGAACCGCUCAAGCGCCAUAAUAUACUUUAAAGAUCUCGGAGUUAGGAACCCCCCCCCACGAUGGGGCUUCAAAUCGGGGGCCGCGUCCUUAAAGGGCAUCCUGUGGGGAGGGACAAAUGUGCAAGGGAAGAGAUCCGCAGCCACCCUGGGACAGCUCAUCGACAGGAGGAAGAAAGAGUUAGACCUGUCCAUUAGUGAAGAAGUAAUACGAAGGUACAAAAGAGCAAACAUAAAGAAAAUACUCAAGGGGGAUAAGACCAAAUGUGGGGCUCUGCAACAGGGUGGUGCGAGAGAGACGGAGUGCCAUGCAGAGGAACCGCCCCCCCAUUUGCUGAGCUCCCUCGUUCGGCUUCCAAACUCAGAAAAAAAAGGUACACUUCUUCAUGGGGAAGACAAAAAAGUGCAGUGUUCCGCUCCCAUAAUUAAAAAAGGAAUGCUUGACGCACACCCAAGAGGGUUACACAAAAGGGAAGACACACAAGUAGAACAGGACGAACGUGUAAAGGAUGCGGUGGAUAAAUUAUUCACUUCAAGGGAAAAAAAAAAAAAUAUCAUGAAGAGAAUCGUUUUUAAAAGUUCCCACGAUUAUUUGGAGCUCGUUAAUAAAUAUGAAGAGGAAAGGGGUAGGGACGAUGAUAAGUUUUAUAAUUGCCUGAACAGUGCAGGUAAAAAUGGGGAUACAUUUUUUCACAAGGAAGGGGAAACAAACCCAUGUAGUAGUAAUAGUAGUUCUGCCCCCAUCGAUGACGGUUACCUGUUCGAGGUGGAUAAUGAUAUGAGUGGUGAAGCGAAUGUGCAUGUUGGUGUGGUCCAACCAAAGGAAAGUCAAAGAUUGAACGUCUCCAUCUUUUCAGAGGUAGGUAAAAGAGAAAUCCUCGAGUCAUGUAAAAGGAGAAGGAACAUGCAGAAUGAAAUAAACAAGAACAGUGAUGCGAAGAAUAUGUUUAAUAAGGAUAUAUAUUUUUGGUUGAAGCGGAAGGUGCACAGAUCCGUCGGGUGGCAGCUGACCCCAGAUCGUUUGAACAAAGGGGAAGAGGUGAUCGAUGUGACGGAGCUGACGUGCGCCACGGGGCAAUCCCCCCCGGAGGUGCAGACUCAGGGGUGCGCACAAGCUGUCCCCAAUGUGGACACCUACAUGCAUGCCGCUGUGCAGAGUAGCGUGAAGAGUAGCGUCAAGAGCAGCGUGAAUGGGAGCGUGAACGGCGAGGCAGACCUCUGCAUGGAUCGCGUAGUCGCGGAGGGGAAGGACCCCCCCACCAGGGGCACGUACUUGCAAAGGCGUGCGGCCCCGCUCCACUUUUUGAACAAACUUAGGGGGGAAGCGGACGACAGUGCUAGCAAUGGGGGGUGCGCUCAGGAGAGCACUCCGGACAGAACUGAGGGGGGAAGCCAGGACAGAAGCCAGGACAGAAGCCAGGAGCAUGCCCCCCGCGACGCCUACCAAGGCAUCUUACACAACACCACGAACGUGUUCAAGCAACUGCGAGAUAACUACGAGCUCUUCAAAGAAAAAAAUUUGUCACCGAACCUACUGGAGAGUUGUGAAAGGUACGUGAGUUACUACUACGGAAUUGAAAAGGAGGAAAAGAUUAAAGAGGUGCAAAAGUACCUAGACUUAAAUGUGUACGACAUGAUGAAGGAUGGGCGUUUCAGCAUAGAAGAUUACAAUCGCCUUUUAAAAAGCCAAAUUCUUUUUAACAAGGAAGAGGAGGCAUUUCGUAAUUUCAAUUUAUUCAAGCAGCAUGAUGUUCAGGUAAAUGUAGACACAUACAACGCGUUGAUGUAUGCCUCCAUUGUACACAAAAACGCAAAGCUAGGUCGAUUAAUUUAUUUACAAAUGGUAAAGGAUGCUGUGAACCCUAACCAAAAUACUUAUUGCAUUUUGAUUAAGGCACAUAUGUUAGACCAGGAUAUUCGAAGUGCUUUUCACCUGUACAGAAAAAUGAUUAAAGAAGACAUACCAGUGGACUUACCCAUUUAUUCUACCCUAAUCGAUGGGCUCAUUAAACACAAAUAUUACGAAAGAGCUGAGUCAUUUUUUAAUUAUAUAAUUAGUUACAGAGGUGUCACCCCUGAUGAGGUCCUCUACACCAUAAUGAUUAAAAAAUGCGCUUAUAAAGGAGAGGCCGAGAAGUGCCUUAACUUUUACGACACCAUGGUCAGCAACCAAAUGAAAAUUACAGACGUCACUCUGGUUGAAAUUAUUCACUGCCUUUCGAAGAGGAGAGAUUACUUUUCACAGGUUUUUCAUUUUUAUAAUAUUUAUUUGGCUAAUGAAAUGAGUGUGAACCACCGGCUGGUUCUGUAUUUAAUUGUUGCUUGCUCCACCACAGGGAAUGUAAAACGGUUGAAGGAAGUUUUGAAGAGUGCAAAUAGGUACCGAGUUAGAAUUACCGACGAGAUGUGCUGCUACAUCAUACGUACCUUUGCUAAUAACUGUCUCGCUGAAGGAAUCACACUCAGUGAGCGCCACAACAAUAUCCGGUACGCUUGGGCCGUGGUUCAAGAAUUGGUGCGUAGAGGGAGAGUAGCGGGUGUUAGCAACGCUGGGGGAGAUAAACGCAUCCAUGUUAGUGCCACCACUGAGGAAGAAGAGAAUGCACACACCACCAUGAAUAACACCUCUCAUGAUGGAGGAAUAAUUUCGCUCCCUAGUGGAACAAAAAUUUUGAAUAGCAUUGUACAGCUAUAUAUAAAUUGUGAUUACCACGAUUACGCCAUUAGCAUGCUCAAAUAUUAUACCCACUUCAAGUGCCUACCAGAUGUAUACACCUUCCAACUUUUAUACAACCUUUUAUUUUACAAGAUGGAAGACUAUGGGCGGGUUCUAUGUCUUUACGAUUACAUGGUGAAUCAAACAGGAGUGAAGGCAAAUGAGAAGACUCUGAACCUGGUUCUGCGUGCAGCCAUUAAAACGAAAUCUUCAAAAAGUACACUCUAUGUGUUGCGACAAAUGUAUAUAGCUAAGGUGUACCCAACGGCCAAAACCAUAAAGGAGCUAUACCAUGUCGGAAGACACAUAACUGAUAUACAAAUACUUAUUAAUAAUAUGAUCAAGCAACAGAAGAAGGAAAUUUAUGAAGAGAAUGUAAAGGAGAGUCAACUGAUUCAACUUAACAUUGGUGAGUAUGAAUUGAAUUUGUUUCGCGAGGGGAAGACUUUUAAAACGAAAUCUCAGUUGGACCAAGUGCGAGAACAAUUCUUUAGGAGGAAGGAGCGAGUCGAGAAGGAAAAACGCAUGUCCAAGGGGAAAAAAUCUUCAGACUGGCUGCCCUACGGCCAGUACCUCCAGCGCAAGCGCAAGGGUGGCGAAGCCUACGCACAACGUGUGGACCGCCCGAAGCCCCUACCCUCCUUUGCUUAG
Messenger RNA from Plasmodium fragile, 3366 nucleotides. RefSeq lists its product as uncharacterized. Gene Ontology annotation, molecular function: protein binding. The record is from RefSeq and is a predicted model, not a curated record. NCBI's taxonomy places the organism in Eukaryota, Apicomplexa, Aconoidasida, Haemosporida, Plasmodiidae. The transcript has a single exon. The coding region runs from base 1 to 3366 and encodes 1121 amino acids.